Enhydra lutris kenyoni (northern sea otter) is the source of this 800-nucleotide messenger RNA. RefSeq names its product coiled-coil domain containing 70. The transcript is spliced from 2 exons. The record is from RefSeq and is a predicted model, not a curated record. Bases 102 to 800 code for a protein of 232 amino acids. NCBI's taxonomy places the organism in Eukaryota, Metazoa, Chordata, Mammalia, Carnivora, Mustelidae.
GUUUUUCUCUCUCUACUCCUUAAAGUCUCCUACCCAUCCUGGCCCUCCCUACCCUGGUUUGACCAGCUGACCUGGACCUGGCCAAGGCCCUGUCCUCCAUCAUGGCCACCGCACCAUUCUGGCUGACUAAGAUGUUUCCCUUCAAGGUGAGCAAAUGGAUGGGGCUUGCUUGCUUCCGGUCAAUGGUGGGCUCCUCACCCAACAUUCGCCAGAAGAAACUAAUCUAUAAACUGCAGGAGGAAAAGGCUUUUCGGGAAGAGAUGAAAAUUUUUCGCGAGAAAAUAGAAGACUUCAGGGAAGAGAUGUGGAAUUUCCGAGGCAAGAUCCGUGCUUUCCGGGGUCAGAUCUUAGGUUUUUGGGAAGAAGAGCGACCUUUCUGGGAAGAGGAGAAAACCUUCUGGAAAGAGGAAAAAACCUUCUGGGAAAUGGAAAGAUCUUUCCGAGAAGAAGAGAAAACCUUUUGGAAAAAGUACCAUACCUUUUGGAAGGAGGAUAAGGCCUUUUGGAAAGAGGACAAUGUCUUAUGGGAAAGAGACCGGAACCUUCUUCAGGAGGACAAGGCCCUGUGGGAGGAAGAGAAAGCCCUGUGGGUAGAGGAAAGAGCUCUUCUUGAGGAGGAGAAGGCCCUGUGGGAGGAUAAAAAGUCCCUCUGGGAGGAAGAGAAUGCCCUCUGGGAGGAGGAGAAAGCAUUCUGGGUAGAAGGUGGUGGCCAUAUUGCUGAGGAGCAGAUACCUGAAGACAGGCACUAUAACGUCGAUGGAGGGCCACAACCACCAGCCUUCUCCCGAGGCAGAGCUUGA